Girardinichthys multiradiatus is the source of this 1951-nucleotide messenger RNA. RefSeq lists its product as uncharacterized. The record is from RefSeq and is a predicted model, not a curated record. NCBI's taxonomy places the organism in Eukaryota, Metazoa, Chordata, Actinopteri, Cyprinodontiformes, Goodeidae. The coding region runs from base 606 to 1790 and encodes 394 amino acids. The transcript is spliced from 2 exons.
CAGCACAGCACAUCUGAAGGGGUAUACUUUUACAAGACAGUGUAUUGCUAACAGUUGGUUUUAAUCUGAAUGUUUUGGCACUGUAUCUGAACACCUAAAAACGAAACAACCAACAAUCUUAAGGAAAAAUGGUUAAUGUUAGAGUAACACAAAAUAACAUUUUAAAUCUAUGAUGUUUUUGUCACAUUUUACCAGAUUCAUUGUCUGUGUUUCACACUUUGUGCCCACAACCAGCAUCUAUUUCUGUGGUCUCAGUUAUAUGUGACUGUCUUCAGGAAUGAGUCGGACUAUAUUACACCCUGGUACCUCCCCCAGGAGCUGUGCUAAAGUAACAGCUGAUGUCAGUCCUGCUUAAAGACAUACACACACAGUCCCUGGUGGCUACACCCACACUAUAACCUGUCCAACAGUAUCGUCAAAGGCAGAGCAGAGAGAGGAACAGGUCUCCUGCACUUUCCUUCCCCCUCCCCCUGAGAGCAUCAGGGACCUGGCAAAAGAAAGCCCCACACAAACCACAAUCCCAGCCUUUAAUCCCAGUUUUACCGCAGAGAGAAAAGGGGAGGGUUGUCCACUGUUCUUUGCAACCCCAUGUGCCUGCUUGGAUCAUGGAGCUGCCCUGUCUUCCAACUAAGACCCCCACCUCAGCCAGCUCCCGCUCCACGGAUCCACUGUACGACAACUGCCCACCUUUUGGCCAGCGAGACAGGGCCAGGGAGAAGGAAAUGGAGAGCAGAGUUGUGUGUCCUUUAGUAACCAGACUCCCAGGGCCCAGCAGUCCUCUGCCUGGUUUGGUCCCAGCUCUGGCUGAUGUUCAGACAGUGGUUGCUGGAGGAAGAGAGCCUGGCUCCUGGCCGGAUCCCAGCUGUACAGGCAGCUUGGGAGGACAGUCCUGGAAAUCAGAGCUUAGUUCCUGCAAAAACAAAGGAGGAGCCGAACAGGGAGUUAACUGGGAAGCAGGGGAUGGGGCUUAUUGGAGCCAAAGCCCCUGCCCGUCACACAGUGAAGAGCAUUGCAGUGCUCUGUCGCUAUAUGAUAACCUUACCGAUUCAGGAAUACCUGACAGCUUCGAGGAGAUCUUCAACAUGGAGAUGAACCGGCAGGAACACUUUGACGAGCACACAUACACUCCAUGGGCCCCUGAACAUAUCCAAGGACUGAUGCAGGAUGAUUGUUUGAGUAAAGAGAAGAACGUCUGGCCUGCUUGUGAAAUCCCCCUUACUGAGGGUUGUUCUGGUAAGCAGGACCAGAAUCCAGACCAAGACAAGAAGCAGGAGCCAGAGCUGGACUUAGGAUCCUGUGUUCAAGAGGAACUUAUGCUGUCACUUCCAAAACAACGCCAUACAGAAAGUUCUCCUCAACCAUGCCACACAAAGUGUCAGGAUCUGUGGCCCUUUGCUGAAACCCAGCACUUAAAGGAGGCACCGUUGUCACUGAGGGUGCCCCCUCCUGUUCCCCUGGCUGACCCGUCUGCAAGUGCUCUUCGAAGCAUCCUAACAGGCCUCCAGCAGCAGAUAAUCAAGCAGAAAGAGGAGUACGAGGAACGAAUAAUCAGCCUAGAGCAGAGAAACGAAGAGCUACAGGUGGAGGUUGUUCGCCUGAAGACGAAUCUCUUGCAGCAGCGCCACUGGUACCAGGUGGUCCAGGCUAAGAUCGUGGAGUCAGAGAGGGCCCGAGCUGCUGCAGAGCUUCGUAACGCAACACUGCAACGGGAGAUGGAUCAGUUCUUCGACACCUUCGGAGAGCUUAACAACGAGGUGAAGAAGACAGAAUACAUCGUCAAGAGUUUUUGAAGAAAGUUAAAUGCAUCGUGUUUGAUGACAUGAACAGUCUGCACAUACUGAAGAUGAGCCUGUCUUAAAUUCUAGCUUUUAUGACAGCGUGAACCAAAGUAAAACAUUUCUUCCCUGUAACAGAUGUGUCUCAAUAAAUUAAUAUAUGAUCCAAAACCUCA